GGUGCCAGUCUUCAUCUGGAAGCCUCCCGUUAACCUCCUGCAACCUCCUGUAACCCACCAUCACCCCCACCCCCCACCAACCGUUGUUUUCCGGUGUUUUGAUUAAUCGUCUUUCCCCAAGUCUGUACGGGGAUUGACGCUCUCCGUUGGGAGGGGAGUGAAGCAACUGAUGGGAAGUGCCCAAGAGUUGGCCGGACUCGGCACGGGCGUUUUCAGCCCUGGGGUUUGAGCUAGUUUUAGGGUGGGGGGAAUCUAAAGGUUGCUCGGUUCGCCAGAGGAUUUUUCUUCGCUCGCACUGGAAGUUGUCGGCUCCCCACGGCAGGUUAGCGAGGGCACCCCGGGAAUGUAGUUACGUGCAGACAGUCAACUGGAACAGCCAGGGCUGCUCAGAGAGAGAGAGAGAGAGGAGCGAGAAUGCUUAAAUAAUCUGGUUCCUCAGCUGUGCUUGGCUGGUGGGAAGUAGGAAAACAGAGUUGCUUUUGGUCCCGGGGGGUGCGAAAUUUUGUCAAUUACCCACCCCGUGCCGGGAGAGAUGGGGACCCUGCGGGACCUGCAGUACGCCCUCCAGGAGAAGAUCGAGGAGCUGAGGCAGAGAGACGCCCUGAUCGACGAGCUGGAGCUGGAGCUGGACCAGAAGGACGAGCUGAUCCAGAAGCUUCAAACCGAACUGGACAAAUACCGCUCGGUCCUGCGGCCGGCCGCUCAGCCCCCUAGCCAGAGCGAGUCCAGCAGCAGCCAACUCCAAGAGCAGCACAGGACCAAGAGGCAGGCUAUCUCGGCAGAGCCCACCGCUUUGGACAUCCAGGACAUCAGCCACGUCACCCUACCUUGUUAUUCCAAGAGUGCACGGUCGAAGGAGCUGAUCAAGGAUGCCAUCUUAGAGAAUGACUUCAUGAAGAACUUGGAGAUGUCUCAGAUUCAGGAGAUUGUGGACUGCAUGUACCCGGUGGAGUACAGCCAAAACAGCUACGUUAUUGAGGAGGGAGAUGUGGGCUCACUGGUGUAUGUUAUGGAAGAGGGAAAGGUGGAGGUGACGAAAGAAAAUGUAAAGUUGUGCACAAUGGCGCCGGGGAAAGUGUUCGGAGAGCUGGCCAUCCUCUACAACUGCACCAGGACUGCCACAGUCAAAGCCCUCACUAACAUCAAGCUAUGGGCCAUCGAUCGGCAAUGUUUCCAAACAAUUAUGAUGCGAACAGGGUUGAUCAAACAUGCCGAGCAUAUGGAGCUUCUCAGAAGUGUCCCCUCCUUUCGCAAUCUUCAGGAGGAAGUUCUAAGCAAAUUUGCUGAUGUACUCGAGGAGACUCAUUACAAAGAGGGAGACCACAUUGUGAGGCAAGGCGCCAGCGGAGACACUUGCUUUAUCAUCAGCAAGGGGAAGGUGAACGUGACACAAGAUGAGUCAAAAAGUGGCGAAGCGGUGCUUCCCACAACUCUGUCCAGGGGAGACUGGUUUGGAGAGAAGGCUCUACAUGGAGAAGACAUAAGGUUGGCCAACGUAAUUGCAGUGGAGGAUGUGAUCUGCCUGGUAAUUGACCAAGACUCAUUCCGACAGAUUAUUGGAAGCUUGGAAGAUGUGUCCAGUCAAGAACAUGAGAGUGCAGAGACGCGGGAGCAGUUUGAGGCAGAAGCUACGUUCUUUGCCAGCUUGGAGCGAACAGAUUUCCAUGUCCAUCAAACACUUGGAGUUGGAGGAUUUGGUCGUGUUGAGUUGGUACAGCUAAAGAAUGAAGAAAAUCGGACGUUUGCGAUGAAGAUUCUGAAGAAGCACCACAUUGUGGAGACGCGACAGCAGGAGCAUAUUCGCUCAGAGAGGCAGAUCAUGCAGGAGGCUCACUGUGAUUUUAUAGUCAGGUUGUACAGGACAUUCCGAGACCGUAAGUAUCUUUACAUGCUGAUGGAAGCCUGCCUUGGUGGUGAACUGUGGACCAUCCUGAGAGACAGGGGCUCAUUUGAUGAUUCCGUUACACGGUUCUACACUGCCUGUGUGCUGGAAGCUUUUGCAUAUUUGCACAGCAAAGGAGUCAUUUACAGAGAUCUGAAACCAGAGAACAUCAUCCUCAAUCACAAAGGUUAUGCUAAGCUGGUGGAUUUUGGCUUUGCUAAGAAGAUUGGAUUUGGGAAGAAGACAUGGACCUUUUGUGGGACUCCCGAAUACGUAGCUCCCGAGAUCAUCCUCAACAAAGGUCACGACAGCUCUGCAGAUUACUGGUCCUUGGGCAUCCUAAUGUAUGAGCUCCUGACAGGCAGCCCUCCGUUCUCUGGCUCUGACCCUAUGCAAACGUACAACGUAAUUCUGAGAGGGAUAGAUAUGGUUGAGUUCCCAAAGAAAAUCACCAAAAAUGCAGGCAACCUCAUCAAGAAGCUGUGCAGGGACAACCCUUCAGAGAGACUAGGCACCCAAAAAAACGGAGCAAAGGACAUACAGAAGCACAAGUGGUUUGAAGGCUUUAACUUUGAAGGGCUCAGGAAAGGUACACUAACUGCAGCCAUAGUUCCUAGCGUGACAGGGCCUCUGGACACCAGCAAUUUUGACAUCUUCCCCGAGGAACCAGAGGAGGAACCUCCUGAUGAGGAAUCGGGAUGGGAUGUGGAGUUCUAGAUCAAGACCACCACUGAUGGAGCUGGAGAGAAGGAUAUGAAUUAGCAGAACAAACUGUCAAAUUUAUGUAAGCGUGAAAUAGAUUCUAAUCCUGGCAUUUGCUCAAUGUAACAGUGUACUUGGCUUAAGCCUAUUCAAUUACGAUAAUUGUUGACAUUAAACAUGGACACUUCUCAACAA
Molecule: messenger RNA, 2779 nt
Organism: Stegostoma tigrinum
Lineage: Eukaryota; Metazoa; Chordata; Chondrichthyes; Orectolobiformes; Stegostomatidae
Product: cGMP-dependent protein kinase 1-like
Exons: 18
Coding region: 533-2599 (688 amino acids)
Biological process (GO): protein phosphorylation
Molecular function (GO): cGMP-dependent protein kinase activity; ATP binding
Source: RefSeq, a predicted model, not a curated record